CCCUCGGCGGCCUUUUUUUUUUGCGGAGGGGGAAAAGUGCAGACUAAUUUCCGGAGCUUUGUAUUGAGUGCAGUGGUUGGUUUGACCGAGAAUCAAGCUGCAGUUAAAGGCUGCCCCCUUGUGGUAACAAUGCAUAUUAUCAAACGACGGACUGCAAAGUGGAUCCUGUUUGGCUAACAGUAAACUAGCGAUGGACCCACUAGGAACCAUUCCCACGCACACCAGCGAUGUUGAGCCAGAUAAAACAUCGGGAGCCGUGGGUGUGGAUGCCGCGGUUCUUCUGUUGGGAGCAGGAAUGACAGCUGUCACGCACCCGCUGCUUUAUGUGAAGCUGCUAAUACAGGUGGGUCAUGAGCCUCUUCCCCCAACCGUGGGCACUACGAUGUUCGGAAGGAGGGUUUUAUACCUUCCUGGAUUUUUCUCUUACGCACAGCACAUUGUAAAAGUGGACGGAAAAAGGGGACUGUUCCGUGGCUUGUCACCACGUAUGGUGUCUAUCGCCAUCUCCACUGUGAUCAGGACCAAAGUUAAAACGGCAGAGCUGGUAUCCAAGAAAGAAGACAUGCAAACAUCUCUGAGGAAAGUAAUGAAAGAGACUUCCAAUGAGAUGGUCAUCCAGUGCCUGUCUAGAAUAGCCACUCAUCCUUUUCAUGUUUUGUCAGUGCGUUGUAUGGCCCAGUUUGUUGGCAGAGAGGUCCAGUACAGUGGAAUUUUCAGUGGUAUGGUCCGGAUCUUUAAGGAAGAAGGAGUCAGCGGUUUCUAUGCUGGACUAAUGCCGCAUGUGCUGGGAGAAGUCCUCUUCCUGUGGUGUUGCAACUUGCUGGCUCACUUCAUCAACACCUACGCUGUAGAUGACAGUUUUAGCCAGGCCUCAGCAGUGCGGAGUUACACAAAGUUUGUCAUGGGUUUUGCAGUGAGCAUACUUACAUAUCCAUUCAUGCUGGUGGCUGACGUCAUGGCCGUCAACAACUGUGGUUUGAUUGCAGGUCUUCCUCCUCACUCGCCCAUAUUCACGUCAUGGAUGCACUGCUGGCGUUACCUCAGCCGGAAGGGUCUCCUGUUCAGAGGAUCCAGCUUCUUUUCUCGCCGUGUGCCUGUGACCUCUAUGCCCUCCAUCAACGAUUGAUCAUCAUCAUCAUCAUUAUCAUCAAAUCCUGGACUGCACGUUGUCCUCCUGUUCGGUGUUAUAUUCCUGUUGCUGACACCCCGAUAGAGGAGGUUAGGAGGGGCAAGCGACUGUUCUUCGGCAGUGCAAAGAUGGAACGGGUCAGAAAUGUUCAACAGUUUAACCUUGAGGAACACUUGUGACAGCAGUGUUUGGGAAUCAAACCAGCGGCCCUUCCUUCACAGGUCGCGUCAUUCAUUCCAACUGCUGUCCCAACAGCAGCAUCAUCAACCGUAAAGCACUUAUGUUACAAGAACAUGUUAUAUUGUGUUCUUUACUAGUUUUGAACUUUUCAACAUCUACCAAUGCAAGAAUCAACCAAUCCAAGUUUGGAAUCUUGCUUGUGGAAAACGUCAACUGUGCUCAGGGAUCAGAAGCACUUCACCAACCAUUCCCAGGUUUGCAGCAGGAAGGAACGCAGAUUAAUGAGACUAUAAUUUGAACUAUUGUACUAGUGCAGUGUCUAUGUCCCUCAAUGAUUGACAGGCGAUCUGAUCAGUUCAGGGUGCGUGUCAUCUUCACAUCUCAAGUCAGGUGUGAUAGACUCCAGCUUACCUGUGACAAAAAUGGUGUAACCAACAUGAAAACAUUUACAUGAGUUAAUGAAAUAUUCCAUAUUAGUGACAGGAAUGAAAGACCUCCUGUCCACAGUAUGGAAAUUAAAAAUACAUUCAUCUUGUGUUCGGUGUCAAAACAAUUAUGACGUCUUGGUCUUAAAUAUAAUUUGUGCUUUUUUUCAAGCUGGAAAGUAUGAUACAUUCCGGAACACUAAUGUCUAAUAUAAUUUAUUUUUUCCUUUGAUGGCAUUGUACGCACAGGCGUGCUUAAUACAAUUUCAGCGAUCUUGUACACGAGUUCUGCACACGCCCAAAUAUGGUACACUACUGCCACCUUGUGGUCAUUACAUGAAUUGCAUCAAUAACAUUAAAAAGGACCUAUUAUGCUCA
Molecule: messenger RNA, 2112 nt
Organism: Doryrhamphus excisus (bluestripe pipefish)
Lineage: Eukaryota; Metazoa; Chordata; Actinopteri; Syngnathiformes; Syngnathidae
Source: RefSeq, a predicted model, not a curated record